Messenger RNA from Glycine soja, 2721 nucleotides. RefSeq names its product cytochrome P450 86A8-like. Gene Ontology annotation, molecular function: monooxygenase activity; iron ion binding; oxidoreductase activity, acting on paired donors, with incorporation or reduction of molecular oxygen. Bases 729 to 2330 code for a protein of 533 amino acids. The record is from RefSeq and is a predicted model, not a curated record. NCBI's taxonomy places the organism in Eukaryota, Viridiplantae, Streptophyta, Magnoliopsida, Fabales, Fabaceae. The transcript is spliced from 2 exons.
UAAAAAAUAAAAAAUAAAACAGCUACCCCUAUUUACUGAAAAAGGUGGUGGUGUGUGUGAGUUGUGACCCAAAUUAAAACACUACUUUUGCUUCAGUAGUGUUUGGUGUGUGUGUGUUUUUUUUUCUCUGGCUCGAUCUCUCCCCUUUUCCUCUCCAUGUUCCUCAACUACCCUCAUUUAUUUCCCUUCAUUGAUUGCUUGCCUCACUUGAACACCCUGUUGCAAUCCCUCUAAGAGAGAGAGAGAGUGAGAACAUGGAGAAGAAGCUCUAGUUAGUGUUGUGGGUGUGUGGUUUCUUCUUCAAGAGUGAGAAAGAGAGAGAGAGGUACAGGUGGGUGUCUUCAUCUUUAAAGGCCUCAACUAACCCUUCAGAGAGCAUUUAUAUUGGCGCAUCUGAAUGAGUUUAGUAAGAGAGAGAAAAAAAGGGUGCAUGGUGAUGCAUUGUCAAGAAACCAGUCUGGCCACAAUAACUCUUCACUAAACCACUUCACCUAUAAAUCUCUCUUCACCAUUACACUCUUACCCUCAUUAUACUACUACUACUACACUCACUCAUUCAUUCACUCACCUUUCCAUAAACACAACCUUCUUCACUUUGCUUUACUCCUUCAUUCAUUUUCCUCUCAUACUCAAAACUCUGCAUCAAAAUGCUCAUCAUUGUUCACACCACCCAUUCUUGAAAGUUUCGAGUCUUUGAUUAUUGGGGUGGUUAAUAUUGCACUUGCACUAUGGAAACUUGCACGGCUCUAUUGUUUUUAACGGCGAUCACAGCAUACUUGAUAUGGUUCACGUUCAUCUCACGGUCGCUGAAGGGUCCACGUGUCUGGGCCUUAUUGGGCAGUCUCCCAGGCCUCAUAGACAACUGUGACCGCAUGCAUGACUGGAUCUGCGACAACCUACGCGCGUGUGGCGGCACGUACCAGACCUGCAUCUGUGCAAUCCCCUUCCUCGCCAAGAAGCAGGGUCUCGUGACUGUCACGUGCGACCCGAGGAACUUGGAGCACAUACUCAAGACACGCUUCGACAAUUACCCUAAAGGACCCACGUGGCAUGCUGUCUUUCAUGAUCUGUUGGGUGAUGGGAUCUUUAACACCGAUGGUGACACAUGGCUGUUCCAGCGCAAGACAGCUGCGCUGGAAUUUACCACCCGGACGCUGCGCCAAGCCAUGGCCAGGUGGGUGAGUCGAGCCAUCAACCGGCUCUGUCUGAUUCUCGAAAAAGCCGAGAAUCAAGUCGAGCCGGUUGAUCUGCAAGACUUAAUGCUUCGGCUCACUUUUGAUAAUAUUUGUGGGUUGGCUUUCGGGCGAGACCCACAGACUUGUGUGUCAAGUCUGCCCGAUAACCGAUUUGCCACGGCUUUCGAUCGAGCCACUGAAGCCACGCUCCAACGAUUCAUUUUACCUGAGGUAUUGUGGAAGGUGAAAAAAUGGCUUCGGCUUGGGAUGGAAGUCAGCUUGAGCCGAAGCCUUGCCCACGUGGACGACCAUUUGUCAAAUGUGAUUGAGAAACGCAAGGUAGAGUUGUUGACUCAGCAGAAAGAUGGGACUCUUCAUGAUGACUUGUUGACAAGGUUUAUGAGGAAAAAAGAAUCCUAUUCAGACAAGUUUCUCCAACAAGUGGCGUUGAAUUUUAUCCUAGCUGGUCGUGACACCUCAUCGGUGGCAUUAAGUUGGUUUUUUUGGUUGGUGAUUCAGAACCCUAAGGUGGAAGAGAAAAUUCUACGUGAAAUUUGUACAGUCCUGAUGGAGACACGUGGCAAUGAUGACAUGGCAAAGUUGUUUGAUGAGCCUUUGGCCUUUGAGGAAGUUGACCGUUUGGUUUAUCUCAAGGCUGCAUUGUCGGAGACACUAAGGUUGUACCCUUCAGUGCCGGAGGACUCAAAGCAUGUGGUGGCCGACGACGUGCUGCCGGACGGGACAUUCGUGCCGGCGGGUUCGUCGGUCACAUAUUCGAUAUAUUCGGCGGGGAGGUUGAAGUCCACAUGGGGUGAGGAUUGCAUGGAGUUUAGGCCUGAGAGGUGGUUGUCAUUGGAUGGAACAAAGUUCAUCAUGCAUGACUCUUUCAAGUUUGUGGCAUUCAAUGCUGGCCCAAGGAUAUGUUUGGGGAAGGAUUUGGCUUACUUGCAGAUGAAGUCCAUUGCUGCGGCGGUGCUGCUCCGGCACCGCCUUGUGCUGGUGCCUGGACACCAGGUGGAGCAAAAGAUGUCACUCACUCUUUUCAUGAAAAAUGGGCUCAAGGUCAAUGUGCAUGAGAGGGACUUGAGAGGGAUUAUCACAAGUUUAAAAAAAGAAAGGGAGGGAGAUGUUGUUGAUUUGAGAAGUGAUGAAUAAUGUUAGUGACCAGGUGUUCACUAGAUGGAGACAGGUUCAAAUGAGGAGAAUUCAGACACUGGCUGGGGCUUUAGCUUAUAGAACAAGAGAACAGAAGUUCCUCUUAAGAAAAAGGGUAUAUUCAGAGUAUUUAUAAUUCUUAUGAUAAAUUGUGGAUGGAUUCUUUUUCCAGGGUCGUGGGAUGGAUGAUUGCUUUCUCAAUCCAUCUUUCCUUGUAGAAUCCUUGCAAAUAUUCAUUGUAUUCUUUAUUUCUUGUUGGUUUUCAUGUUUCUAUUUAAUUUUACUGGUGGUGAGAACUAAACUCACAUUUCACAAUGUUGAAUGUUGAUGUUCAUAAAAGAAUGCCUUACGUUUUAUGAAAGUAUAAUGAUCGGAUUUUACUCUCCCGCUU